Molecule: messenger RNA, 1142 nt
Organism: Oryza brachyantha (malo sina)
Lineage: Eukaryota; Viridiplantae; Streptophyta; Magnoliopsida; Poales; Poaceae
Exons: 2
Coding region: 104-853 (249 amino acids)
Biological process (GO): systemic acquired resistance
Molecular function (GO): fatty acid binding
Source: RefSeq, a predicted model, not a curated record
CCCGCGCGCCGCGCCUCGCGUCGCGAUGUAAACUGAGCGCGUCCACGAACAAGUCGAUGAGAUAGAUCGACCAGCGCUGGUGCAUGCACAUCACCCUCACGCCAUGGAGCGCGGCCAACUCCUCCUCCUCCUCCUGGUGGUGGUGGCCCUCAUCGUCCUCGCCGGCGCCGGGGGCAUCGCCGAGGCGCAGGCGCCGCAGCAGCCGGGGGGCGCGUUGGAGGCGCGGUGCGAGAUCGACACGCUCGCCACCCAGCUGGCGCUCCACUGCCUGCCGGCUGCCGACGAAGACGACGGCGGCGGCGGCGGGGUGCCACCCGGUCCCGUCGUCCAAGCCAACGCGCAGUGCUGCAAGACGGUGGGCUACGCGGUCCGCCUCGACUCGGGCUUCCGCUGCCUCUGCGCCGCCGCGGCCGAGCAGCAGCUCGUCAUCGGUGGGCUCAACUCCACCCGCCUCCUCGCGCUCUACGCCGCCUGCGGUGGCCGCCGCCUCGUCGACUCCCGCCUCGCCACCGCCUGCGGAGUCAUGGCGGAGUCGGGGGACAUGUCGGAGGAGGCGUGCGACCCUUCCAACCUCGCCGCCCAGCUCACGCGGUACUGCCGGUCCGACGCCCCCACCUCGCAGUGCUGCGAGCCGGUGGUGGCCUCCGUCGACCUCGCCGGCGGGGAUCCUAGCUGCCUCUGCCGCGUGCUGGCCGAGCCGCAGCUCGCCGUCGCGGGGACGAACGCCACGGGCCUCCUCGCCAUGUACACCGCCUGCGGAGGCCUCCGCACCGUCGGCGCCGACAUCGCCGACGGCUGUAACCACCUUCGCGCGCGACCCGCGACGCCGGCGGCGGUGAUCACCGCCCCGUAAUGCGAGCGGACAUGAUCGGUAGCAGUAGGCGUGCUCGAUCCCCUGUUUGAAGUGUGGCAAUUCGUAGUUCGUUGAUUAAUUUAAUUUGUCGAGUACUCUAGGAAAUGGUAAUGGAUGGAUCCGGAUACUCCUGCCUUGCAUACCGUACAGAGCAAUUAGACGAUUAAUAACAUACUCGAUCGUCUCUAAUACUGACUUCGUUUCAUACUAUAACAUAUUAUAUCCUUAUAUUCAUACAUACUUAUAUAUAAAACAUUCAUCGGUCCAAAACAUCCAUAAUAUAGAAUAA